This is a messenger RNA of Aegilops tauschii subsp. strangulata, 1550 nucleotides long. Its product is annotated as BTB/POZ and MATH domain-containing protein 1-like. The record is from RefSeq and is a predicted model, not a curated record. Gene Ontology annotation, molecular function: protein binding. NCBI's taxonomy places the organism in Eukaryota, Viridiplantae, Streptophyta, Magnoliopsida, Poales, Poaceae. Gene Ontology annotation, biological process: protein ubiquitination.
CCACCCCCCUCAAAAUCUUUUCCCAUCUCGCCGUUUCUCAAAGAAACACAAAAUUCCCCAUCUCGCCGCCGCUCACCGUUCGCCCACCGCGUGCCGCCGUUCCCCGCGCCGCGCCACCUCACCUAUCGCCCCGUCGCAGUUCCCCUUGCCCGCGGCUCCCACAACCGCGCGCCGCCGCCGCCGCCGCCGCCGCCGCGCUUAGUUUCUGCCCCACCAGAGGCCAGCGAUGGCCGCGUCCGAGAGCUCACUGACGAGGACCGCCUCGACCUGCGCCCCGGAGACUGCGCACGGGUCGCACGUCUUCAAGAUCGACGGGUACAGUCUGCACAGGGGCUUCGGGGUCGGCAAGUUCAUCCAGUCCGCUACCUUCGCCGUCGGCGGCUACGACUGGUGCCUCCGCUUCUACCCAGACGGCAACAGGGAAGACAGCAAUGGCUGGGUGUCGGUCUUCCUCGAUCUCAAGACCGAGAACACGGAGGUGAGGGUGCUCUACGAUAUGUGGCUGGUCGACCAGACCAGAGCGGCUCCGCUGCCGCAGCCUUAUGCCCGGCCAAACCCUAGCGAGAGAGACCUGUCCGUUUUUGACACCCGUGACAAUGCAGCCGCGAGCUGGGGCUUUACCAAAUUCCGGAGGAAGAGUGAACUUGGAGAGUGGAUUGUGGACGACUUUCUUGGCAUCCAGUGCAAUCUUACGGUGAUCAAGUUCAAGGAGGCGCAGGUGGAGGAGGUCGAGACGAAUGCUGUGGUCCAAGUGCCGCCGUCCGAUCCGUUUGAUAAUCUCAGCAGCUUGCUGGAGGCCACAGAGGGGGCUGAUGUCUCUUUCAAUGUGAAGCAUGAGGUUUUCUCAGCUCAUAAGAUAAUCCUCGCGAUGCGUUCAGCGGUCUUCAGGGCAGAGUUCUACGGGCCAAUGAGGGACGAACAAAGGCGCAACAUAACUGUUGAAGAUAUGCAGCCUGCUGCUUUCAGAGGACUUCUUCACUUCAUCUACAAGGAUUUGUUGCCUCCGAUGGAUGAGCUCAAUGAUGAAGAGUAUGAAGAAAUGCUUAGGCAUUUUCUUGUCGCUGCAGAUAGGUAUGCCAUGGAAAGGAUGAAAUUGAUGUGCGAGAGCAAGCUGUGCGAGGUUCUUUGUGCCGACACUGUGGCGACCACGCUAGCUCUAGCCGACCAGCACCAUUGCAGCCAGCUCAAAGAUGCUUGCAUUGAGUUUAUGAACUCUUCUAAUAUAAUUGGUGAUGUGGUGGCCAGUAAAGGGUAUGAGCAACUGAAAAGGGAAUGCCCUACUAUCAUUGCGGAUAUAUGGGAGAAAGCAGCUAAGAGUCGCAAAAUUUAGUGUGCUGAUCGUGGAUUAACAUGAGUGUAGUUACUUAAGUUGAAACCUUAGCAACCUGAGAUUAGUUUGUCUUUUGGAGAAACGUAAGUUCCACAAAAUGUUUGUGAUAUGUUCUGCUCUGUUAUAUGAACCUACUCUAUAUCCGUAACAUUCUCUGAUAUGUUUUGCUCUGUUGACUAGCAGUACAUUUACUGCUUAUGUUUUUCCUUUUAUGUGCCCA